Molecule: messenger RNA, 2132 nt
Organism: Triticum dicoccoides
Lineage: Eukaryota; Viridiplantae; Streptophyta; Magnoliopsida; Poales; Poaceae
Product: 7-deoxyloganetin glucosyltransferase-like
Exons: 2
Coding region: 93-1562 (489 amino acids)
Molecular function (GO): quercetin 7-O-glucosyltransferase activity; quercetin 3-O-glucosyltransferase activity
Source: RefSeq, a predicted model, not a curated record
CCACGCACAUGUCCAGGAGCUCAUGGCCGGAGCUCACCGCACACGGCCACACGCACAAGGUGAGGUGAGGCAGGCUCGCUAGGAAGGAAGCCAUGGAGAUCGGGUCUCUGGCGCCGGGUGAGAGGCCGCACGCCGUGAUGAUCCCGUACCCGGCUCAAGGCCACAUCACGCCGAUGAUGAAGCUGGCCAAGCUGCUCCACGCCAGGGGCUUCCACGUCACCUUCGUCAACAACGAGUUCAACCACCGCCGCCUGCUGCGCUCCCAGUCCGCCGACAGGCUACGUGGGCUGCCCGCCUUCCGGUUCACCGCCAUCGCCGACGGCCUUCCGCCGUCCGACCGUGAGGCCACGCAGGACAUCCCUGAGUUGUGCUACUCUACAAUGACCACCUGCCUCCCCAGAUUCAAGGAGCUGGUCGUCAAGCUCAACGAGGCGGCAGAGACCUCCGGCGGCGCGCUGCCGCCUGUGACCUGCGUGGUGGCCGAUAGCACCAUGAGCUUCGCUCUUGCCGCCGCGCGGGAACUCGGCCUCCGCUGCGCCACACUCUGGACCGCCAGCGCCUGUGGUUUCAUGAGCUACUGCCACUAUAAGGAUCUACUCGAUCGUGGGCUCUUCCCUCUCAAAGAAGAGGCGCAGUUGAGCAACGGAUACUUGGACACGAUCAUAGACUGGAUACCGUCAAUGCCCAAAGACCUGCGGCUGCGUGACCUCCCUAGCUUUGUGCGCACCACGGACCCCGAUGACAUCAUGUUCAACUUUUUCGUCCAUGAGACGGCCGCCAUGUCGCAGGCGUCGGGGGUGGUGAUCAACACCUGGGACGAGCUCGACACGGACCUGCUCGAUGCCAUGUCCAAGCUCCUGCCGCCCGUCUAUACAGUGGGGCCACUCCAUCUCACGGUCCGCAACAAUGUCUCGAAGGAGAGCCCCCUCGCCGACAUCGGGUCCAACCUGUGGAAGGAGCAGGACGCGCCCCUCCGGUGGCUCGACAGCCAACCGUCGAACUCCGUGAUGUAUGUAAAUUUUGGGAGCAUCACGGUGAUGUCCAAGGAGCAUUUAUUGGAGUUCGCGUGGGGGUUGGCCAACACCGGCUACGCCUUCCUGUGGAACGUGCGGCCUGACCUCGUCAAGGGCGACGACGAGACCACACUACCGCCAGAGUUUUUUGCGGCGACCGAGGGGCGGAGCAUGCUCUCGACAUGGUGCCCGCAGGAGAAGGUGCUGGAGCAUGAGGCCGUAGGGAUCUUCCUCACGCACUCUGGGUGGAACUCGUCGCUGGAGGGCAUAUGCGGCGGCGUUCCAAUGGUGUGUUGGCCCUUCUUUGCGGAGCAGCAGACCAACUGCCGCUACAAGUGCACGGAGUGGGGCAUCGGGAUGGAGGUCGGGGAAGAAGUGAGGAGGACUGAGGUGGAGGCCAUGAUACGGGAGGUCAUGGAUGGGGAGAAAGGGCGAGAGAUGCGACGGCGUGUGCAAGAGCUCCGGGAUAGCGCCCCGGCCUCCGCACGGUGUGAUGGAAGGUCCAUGCGCAAUGUUGAUAGGCUCAUCCACGAGGUGCUGCUGGCUUGAAACAAGAAAAUUAAGCUGAUAAAUAAAUGGUUUGGACAGUCUGAAGCGUUUAUUAGGAUGAAAUCAAUCCCUUAUCAAUUUCAAAGUUCCAGUAACUUUUUGAGCGGUUAGUUGAAUGGAUUACGAAGAAUAUGUUACCAACAUGAUGGCAAAAUAAAAAUUAAUGAUCAUGAAAAAUGAGGAGCUCCUUCCACGCAUAAUAAGUUAUAUAUGUGGAUAAUAAAUUUUCAUUAGACGCUCUGUGCACCUGGAUGGAGGGAGUAGCAUCAUUCACAUCUGCAUCAUACUUCUCUCAGAAGUUGGCCCCUAUGGACCGAUAACAUCAUAGCACUAUGCCAUCUACUUUUGGGCCUGUAUUUGAGUGAGGAUUAAUUUGAGUGAGGAUUUGGCGCACGCGGGCUGUUGUGCCCCCAUUCAAUAAAGUUGGACCUGCACCCCAUGACGGCUAGUAUUAGCAGUGCAUAUUUUUUCGGUUAAAGAUGUUGGUUAAUGUACGAUUGUACACACUUGUAUUUCUUAUAGACCUCUGGAAUAAAUACAUUAUACAAAAAGUUGAAAGCAAACGACGAA